Messenger RNA from Danio rerio (zebrafish), 10540 nucleotides. Lineage: Eukaryota; Metazoa; Chordata; Actinopteri; Cypriniformes; Danionidae. The record is from RefSeq and is a predicted model, not a curated record.
AUGGACAUGUUUUCACUCCACUUGCACUGCUGUUGGAUUCUUCAGCGUUGUUGCUCUUCAUCUGUCUGUUUUAUUUUAGUGCAUUCAUCUGUUUGUCCCCACAAAACCCACCCGCCUUUCACGUCUGCCUGAUUCUCCAUUCACAGGGUCGGUGAUAGGCCCUGAGCCACUUUUGAAUGAUUCUGAUUGGCUCACGUUGAAGAAUUAGACUAAACAAUGACAGCUCUCUUUCUCAAGUUCAGAUUCUCUAGAUCUAAUGGUCUCUCAUUUGAGAAAGAGGAGUUGACGACUGCUAUAUAAAUUGCUCUGCUCGGCAGGAAGAGGUAAUGUAAGGUCAGCACAAUGCGCGCCCUGUUUAGAUGCUCUUCCAGUCCACAGAAUGAUGAAAUGCUGUGUGUUGUUAGCAGAGGAUGCUGCAGAGCCACUGCAUUGCAGGCCUUUUGGGCUGGGCUUACUGCAGGCGCAUCUGCACUGCUGAUAAACGGAAGAUCUUGGGACUUGCGCUCUUUUAGUCCUGCGGUCUUACUUCUCUGCACAAUGAGCUCACACGUUUUAUGGUGAAUUCUUUUCUACCAUCAACAUUUCUUUACACAAGCUACAAAUGGACUCAUGCCGCUUUUGAUGUGAGCUCCAUGGCGUCCUCUGCUAACUAUAAAUACAGAAAAGGAAAUGAUCGUUAUCCUACGGUCUUGUUCUUUUUUUCAUCCCUGUAAUUUGAACGGAAGAACAUGCACAGAAGUGUUUGGAUGUCCAGGGGCCCAAAGGGGAUUUUGUACAAGAUGAGCAUUAGUGCAGCUCCCCAUGCACUAACCAUCUGGAGGAAACAUUUACUUUUUUCAUCUCCUCGCAUGCAAAAACACAGGUUUUAACUAAAUUUCUGAGCAGAGAUAUAAAGGUAGAUAUUAAUAUGCAUGGAUUUAAUUCCAAAGUUAAUUUAGCAUAUUACUGAAAUUAAAGAAUUUUUUCUUGUUUAGGACCGAUCAGAACAGUUUUUAAAUGAUGGAUUUUUGUGCUUAUUGACACCAUAAAUAAUGAUUCGAUUUUUUUUUUUUACAAAAAUAUAUCUAAUUUUUAAUAUACAAAGUUAAGAGCCAUUCACACAAAGCAUGAUUAAGUAAUAAAUAAAUAAUGAAUCAUCAAAUAUAACAAUGCAGACGAUGUAGUGAAUGUAAAACAAUAAUAUUCAGAACACAGCUAUAACAAUAGAAGAGACACGAUACUAUAGAUAUCUUUCAAAACAACAUUUUUUCUAUCUAAUAAAUAAUAAAACACUAACAUCCAGUCAGAAUGUGCUGAAAAAUAAAGGUCCCGUGCAAUUUAAAGCUACAGAUGACAUUGUUCAUCAUUUAAAGAUGAUGACUUGAUCUUGAAAACAAUUGUUUGGACCAUGGGAUGGAAUGACAAAAGUUUACAUAGAAGCUAUGCAAGUCAGGCUUGCAAAUUGAAGUAUAACAAUAAGACAACCUGAAGUAUUCAGUGUGAUGGACAGAACAGUACCAUUGAAUACUUUUGUUAUGUCCCCUUUGGACAGCGUUCUUUUCCAUUUAGUGUACUGAAAUCUAAUACCACUGAAACCCAUAAUUAUUUUUUAAUUAACCCAACACUAUUAACUAGAAAAUAUUCUAGUAAAAAUAUAGGUCAGACUAAUUAUUCUAAAAUCUAAUUUUCAUACUUUACAAGCCUUAAGCAAGUUAGGUACAUCUCAGGAGGUCUGUUAAAAUAACCAAUUAAACAAAUGUAAAAAAAAAUGGAUCAAAUCCCAGUUGCGAUCAUAAUAGAAGGAAAAUAAACGUUUUGCUGUUUGAGGUAAUUAUUAUUAUUAUUAUUUUUUUGUUUAAAGCCCUUGUGGUUCUCUAAUGACAGACUCUAAGAACAGUGGCUUCAAAUUUAUUAAAUGUGUAUUCACAGCUGUCGUCACAGCAUUCACCUUCCAAAUUGCCCAAACCGUUUUAUGGGAGUUGCAGCGAUAAUGAAAAGCGGGUGUGUGUUUUGGGGGUAACCACUCUCUCCUUACCCAUGAUGCUCUAACCUAGUCCUUCUUGCUUCUCACACACCACUUAUGGCUGCUCCAUCUUACGCUCACCCAUGUAGGUUGGGACAUCUGUUUAGAUGACAUUGUGCAUCACCAGUGUAUGCUCGGCCUCAUCUCUAACAACAUCCUGAGCUCUCUGCUGCCCCCUCUCUCCCUUUAUAUGCUUUCUACUCUUCAACACAACUAACACCGCCGUCUCUUUUUGUUAAAGUGCUUUAACAAAAAGCUGCAUGAUGGUUAAUGGUUUUGGUUUUCACUUCCUUCAGUUUUUUUGUAUAUUAUGCAAUUUAUUUGUGGUGUGUGUGCGUGUGUGUGUUUUUUUUGUUUUAGUGCACACUUUUUUUUAUUAUCAAUGUUUUUUUCUUUAUGCUUGGACAUGAUUUGUCAUGAAUUUAAGCUCUGUUUUUAUAUUCAUGCAUAUCAAAUUUUCAAGACUUUCUUUUCUAUUUUGUUUUUAGUGACUGAUCAGAUCAGAAUUUUAAAUGCAAACACGCUCUCACACAUGCAUAUCUGGCCUCUUAAUGGUAAACCGAGGCCUCCAUCUCUGUCUUUCCAUAUUUCUUUUUUUGUCGCUCCCAUAAAUCUAUCAAUCUACCUCUCUCAUUGUCUCACUCCUCGAUCUCCUCCCUUUGCUCUCAGCUACAUAUUGUAUGUUUUUAUUUUUAUUUUCGUGGUGGCUCUGUUGUCAUGAUAAUGAACUCACAAAAAGCUUGUGAAAGUUUUUGGUUUUUGUGUAUGCAAGCUCUAUGUCUGUGCCGUUCCUUCCCCUUUAGCUGUUUGUGUAUUAAUAUCCCUCCCUGAGACGGUUUAUAUAUGUAUUUGUGUGUCAUGAUACGUAUAUAACCGUAUCUUCCUCCUUAUUUCCUUUUAAGACUGAAAGUAAAUUGGUAGACUCAGAUGUCGGUAGCAUUUACAGCCUCUUGUUUCAAGUUGUACUAUUAAGGAACGCUCCCUUAAAGAGAAAAAAAUAGAUAUAUUAGACUAUAAAGACCAUUUAACUUCAAGUUACUUAUGCACAGAAAUCCCCAACUAGACUGUAAGGGCUUCAAAGAUGUCUUAUUACAGAGCCCAGUGACUUUUCCCUCCUUGUUCUUUCUAUCUAUCUCCCUCUUUUCUUCCACCCUCUCUUUCCCUUCCGCUCCCAAUCUGACAAGGAGUUUAAAGGUGUAGCAGAUGUUUCUAAUGUUGAUGACUGUGAGUGAAGCUGUUUUGACAGUUGUCUGGCUACCACCUGUUUUUGAGUGUGAGUGUUUGUGUGUGUGUGUGUGUGUGUACGUGUGUAUGAGGAAAGCACUUCUUAUUAUUGGAAUAUUGUGGUCUUUCUUUCCUCUCUUCCUUACAUCAGGAUAACAUUGGGCACCGGCUCCUUCAGAAACAUGGCUGGAAGUUGGGUCAAGGCCUGGGCAAAACCAUGCAGGGUAAGGUUUGUAGGACCUCCCCAACUGUAUGUUUGUGUGUAUGUUUGAGUAAGUGUGCGUGUGUGUGUGGAUGUUUUUUUCUUGAAAUAAUACAUAAUAACUCUCCCCCUUUUACAGUGUAGCCUAACGGCUUCUCUUAGUUCUUCUCUAUACGCUUACAAUCACUAAACGCUCUCUGCUCAAAAUACCAGUGCAACGAUUUGAAACUCAUACCAAAAUGGAAUCAGUAAACAUAUUGUAGAAAUUAUCCAUUUUUUCCCCCUCCUGAUUGUGUUCAGAAUUCACCCAUGUUAGAAUAGUACUUGUAUAUAUUAGUUUAAUGUAUGUUUGGCUGCAACGGGGGUGUUUUGAUUGGCUGUGAACAUGAGAUGGGGCCCUCUGAUUGGCUGUGAACAUGAUUCUGCCUCUUUCCCAUGAUUCCCCGGAAUGGCUUGCCAGAAUGAGCCUCAAUCUCCUGCCCAUUCUCCCCCUCCUUCCGCCUUCGAUCGGUCUAUCUGCCUGCGUCCACUUUUGUGAAGUGAAUGUACACAUGUGGUACAUGUGGGAGUGGAAAUUGUAUGUGUUGAGAGUGUGUGUGUGUGUGUAUGUGUCACCAAAACGAGGGGUUGGGGCUCAGGUGUUUUAGCUUGCAGGGAGAAGUCUUCACACCAUCCCACCUGCAUCCCACUUUUCCUCGUAUAAUUGUACUUGUUAAAGCCUCACCUGACCUGACCCAUCUCCUUCCCCCUCUCCUGCAGAGCAUGCUGGCUGAAGAGACCCAGACUUGUGAAGCUGAGUUUUAAGCAACGCAUGAGAAUUCAAAUCAGAUUGGAAUUGAUUCUAGAUUGAUGGCAAGAUGAAAACAGCUCUGAAAGAGAUUUAGUACUCCAAAUAAAACAAGAACGAUGCACUGCUAAAAGCUCACUCACUGCGUAUGCUCCUCAUAGCUUGUGCAGCUACUUGAUGAAGUAUGCAUACGAUGGUCUCUCUGUAUCAGAAACACAUUCACGCGGAGACUUAGACCCGCAUGGGGGAUUGGAGAAAGGGGGGAAAUGGGGAGGAGGGUGCACUUUUAUUUGAAUAAGUGAUGAUUGGUACAUUUCUGUUGAAAGACAAUCAACCAAGAGAGGGGAAAUGAGAGAGAUUUUCAUCUAAAAAAAAAAAAAAAACAAUAUUAAAAGUGCUAAAUUAGUAACUCUGUCUCCUCUUUGCUUUGUUGUGGAGGAAUCCAAAAGCAUGAAAUGAUAGUACCACAAAUAAGCAGAAAUAAGGAGAGCAGAAGUGUCAAGGAUGGUGAGAGGGCAUCCCUGUAAUCACCCAGGGCCAUUGGUAGGGGGUACACCAAAGCCCCUGCCCCCAAACCCAACCCCUAACCCUUUACCCCUUACCCCUGAACGCUCUCUUUGUGCCUCAAUCUUCCUGCUUAACCAAUUGGUGUUUCUUUUUUGCAGCAUUAUGAUCCUGGCCAUGUUGUGCUGAUGGUAAACUUAGUGGACGAACUGACCCUGUCCCGAUCGUGCUCAAAUAUGACGUCAUGGGAAUGGGGCGAAUGGAAAUGGAGCUGGACUAUGCAGAAGAUGCCACAGAGAAGCGUCGAGUAUUGGAAGUGGAAAAAGAAGACACUGAGGAACUGCGUCAAAAAUACAAGGAUUUUGCAGAGAAAGAAAAAGCUAUUGCCAAAGCUUUAGAGGACCUAAGGGCCAACUUCUACUGUGAACUGUGUGAUAAGCAAUACCAGAAGCAUCAGGAGUUUGACAAUCACAUCAACUCCUACGAUCAUGCACACAAGCAGAGACUGAAGGAGCUAAAGCAGAGAGAGUUUGCUCGGAAUGUGUCUUCUCGUUCUAGAAAGGAUGGCAAAAAACAGGAGAAGAUGCUACGGCGGCUUCAUGAAUUGGCUGAACAGAGGAAACAACAAGACCAUGUUCCUGGCAGUGGUCCCAUGUUUAAAACCACCACAGUGGCAGUAGAUGGAGAAAAGGGUGAAGACUCAAUGGAUGGUGUACCUAUGACAGUGGAUAUCAGUACAGAUUCUUUUGAAGAAAAGUCAGCAUGUGGUGUUGGUGGUCAAGGUUCCCCUAGAUCAGGCCCUUCCAUUAGCUUUGGGUUUAAUAAAAGUAGCUCUUCUCCAACUCCCUCUGGAGGCACACAAGCUCCCAAAGUCAGUGUGUCAUUCUCUUUUGCUAAAAAAGCCCCAGUAAAACUUGAAACGGCUGCAGCUGUCUUUGCAGACCAUGCUGAAGAGACAGUAGAAGGUGAAGAAGGACAGGAAGAGGGAGGAGAAAAUACUGGAGUAGAGGAUGUAGGAAUGACAUCUACCAAUGAUAUCCCACAGGCAGUUGCCAUUAGUUUGGAGGAAGGUGGGAGUGGGGGUGGUGGUGGUAGUGAGGGCGAUGAAGAGCAGUUACAACCAGACGAUGGAGGAACCCUGGCCUCUACUUUAAACAAGCUAAAGAUGAUGAUGAAAAAGGAAGAAGGUUACUCUGGACAAGAGCCACAGUAUUAUCAUUAUGUACCACCUGCACAUUGUCGAGUCAAGCCUCAUUUUCAGUUUCUGCUUUUUAUGAAGGCUUCUGACCAGUGUGAUGAGAAGGAGGAUGGAGUAAAAGACGAGAAGGCAGAAGUAGGCAAUGAUGGAGAGCAAAAACAUAUUGAAGUAACCAUUGACACAUCUGAAAAAGAUACUGAGAAUGAACCUACACAGGCUCAAAACACUACUCCCUCUUCUGCAUCAGCUAAAGAAAAGGCAGAUGAAGAAUCUGGUAGUAUGUCGACAGGACAUGAUGAUACUACAGAAGUGGAAAGCUUGCCCCAACCAACUGACAGCAAGCAAGUGAUGUCCCAACCUCCAGAUACAGGUCCCCGCAUGCCAACUGGGCCUUUUUUCCCUGUGUUAAGUAAAGAUGAAAGCACUACCUUGCAAUGGCCUUCUGAGUUGUUGGAGUUUACUAAGGCCCAGCCAGCCCUUUCCUACAGCUGUAAUCCACUUUACUUUGACUUCAAGCUUUCAAGAAACAAAGGCAACUGGGCAGGCAAAAAUAGCAAACCUGUCAAGCCAGUUAGCACUGAAGAACAAGAGGCGUCUAAGCCUGAAAAAACAGACAGCACUCCUGACACUAGUGGUGUUGCGUGUACUACUAAAACAGUUGGAGGACCCAGUACGUCUCAAAAAGAACAAUCCUCACUGAAAGUCGAGGGUGCUGAGAGAGAGAACAAUGAGCAGAAAUUACCAAGUAAUGAUGAUGUGACUGCAGGGUCUAAGAAAAAGAAAAAGAAGAAACACAAAAAGUCAGGCAAGCAUUCUAAACGCAAAGAGAAAGCAGCAGUGGAGGGUGAGUUAGUGAAUGAGACACCAGGUGGAAAAACUAAAAAAAAGAAGAAGCAUAAAAGGAAGAAAAGCAAAAAUAAACCACGUGACGCUGAAGGAGUUGCACCAGAGGAAGAGGGCAAUAAGGACAAAGAGAAAGCCAAGGAUGACAAAGAUGGAGUAGCCACUGCUCAGUCAUCUGGAGUAGGCGCAACCAAUGAGGGAGUAAAGAGAAAACGGUCCCACAAAAUGUCUGGAGUUGAGCAAACCAGUGCAGGAAAGCCCAGCUCUACAGAGGAGCACAAUGGUACUAAGCGUCUUAAAUCUGACACCAACACACCUGCUGCCUCAUGCUCUGCUUCAGCCCAAAAGAGCUUAGGGGGAGGUCAACCUCCAAGUAGCGACAGCGAGGAGGAUGGAGGAUCAUCCUCUCAACGGUCUCGACCACCUCAACGUCGCUCCACACCGACACGUGAGCAGCGCAGACACCGAAGUGAUGAUUCUGGACGUUCACGUAGUAGGUCAUCCCAUAGAGGAGACCACAACCAUAGACGCCACAGAGGUCAAAAGUCACACAGCCGAUCUUACUCUACUAGCUCUGAGCGUUCCUCAGCAGGGAGCAGUGCUUACAGUCGCCGUAGCCGUAGCUACACAGACAGUUACAGUGACUACAGUGAAGGACGUCGCCACAGAUCAAGAAGGCCUUCCUCAGACUCAGACUAUGACAGGCGUGAUGGUGGCCGAUCUCACAGGCGACGUUACUCAUCUUCUUCAGAAGAGGACUCGCGUUCACGAUCGCGCUCUCGAAGCCGCAGAAAACAUCAUCGACGGAGACACCAAAGGAGUAGUAGUCGCAGCUCCAGUCGAAGUAGUUGGAGUAGCAGUGCUCGUUCUUACAGACGCAGUAGCUACAGUCGCAGCCGUAGCUCUGCUAGUCGUUCAUCUAGCUCUACCAAGGGCUCUCCACAUCGGCAUGGUCACAGUCGGCGAUCUGACAGCUCAACACGGCGGCGGGAUUUCAAUCGGUCACGAAUUUACCGAUCUCAGUCUCCAAGAUCCUCUUCCCGCACACAAAACCGAAACAGCAACUCUUCAUCGACACUAGGAACAAGAGGUGGUGGAGCUUCUUCAAAGGAGGGAGGAGGUGCUGCAGAACAUCGAAAUUCAUUCACAGCCCGACAACUCUUGGAGCGAAUUCAAUCUAGAAAAGGAGGGGAUCAAUCUGGUGCAGGCACUAAGACGGGCAUCAAGAUCAAGGAUCCUCCACAGGGAUACUUUGGCCCCAAACUCCCCCCCGCCCUUGGAAACAAAAGUAUGUUACCUCUUUUUGGCAAGCUCCAAGCAGGAAAGAAGCCCCCAUUACUUCCUUUUACACGUUCAACUGAUGGUGUAAAGUCUGAGCAGAGCAAAAUCUCUGAUAGUAGUGAAGUUAUCCUGGUAGAACCUAUCCGUGAAUUUCCUCCCCCUCCUCCACCACCUCAACCAGCAGUUCAACAACAAAAGCAGCAGCUGGAGGAGGCUGUAUCAAGUGCAGCCGUGCUCGAGGAGCCCAGACAUCCAUCCUCAGACCCUCCAGUUCUUCAUGAGUCUCAACCACAAUAUGAGCAGGAUCCAGCAAUGAUGAUGUCACAAUACCAAGGUGAGAGACAAGACCCCAAUAAUCACAUGCUAGAUGGGCAUCUAAUGGGGCCUGAUAUAGGUCAACAACCUACUAUGCAUGCCUACCCUGGUUACCCUGCUACUAUGGAGGAUGGAGACAUGGGCAUGGAAGCUGAAGAGGAUGGUCUUGCACCUUUAGAAAGUCAACCAAUCACCUUCACCCCAGAGGAAAUGGAGAAGUACAGCAAGUUGCAGCAGGCAGCCCAACAGCAUAUUCAACAGCAACUGUUGGCCAAGCAGGUGAAGAGCUUUCCCUCAGCUGCAGCCGCAGCAGCUAAUUUGGCAGCAGCAGCUAAUCUUGCCCCUGCCCCACCACCACCACCAACUGCACUGCAGCAAAUCCACAUCCAGCAACCCACUGUUUCUGCAGCUUCUGCUACCUCUAUUACUACAGUGCAGCACGCCAUCUUACAGCACCAUGCUGCUGCUACAGCCAUGGGCAUCCAUCCUCAUACUGCACAUCAUCCACACCAUGCCCAGCUAGCCCAGGUGCACCACAUACCUCAACAUCACCUAACCCCUAUCUCCUUGUCGCCAUUGGGCCAUUCUUUGGGCCAUUCACUUGGUCACUCUUUAGGACACACUGGCCUGAUUCCAGCCCAUCACACUGCCUUCCUUUCAGGCCAACCCAUACAUAUUAUACCAGCCUCUGCGCUCCAUCAUACCCCUCUUGCUCUACAUCACGUCCCCCAUGCUGCUCUGUACCCAACCCUCUUUGCCCCCCGGCCAGCCAGUGCUGCAGCAGCAGCAGCUCUACAGCUACAUCCUCUUCUUCAUCCUAUCUUCUCAGGGCAAGACCUUCAGCACCCUCCAAAUCAUGGCUCCUGAACAUCAAGCUUUUGUCAAAGUAGUGAAAGCUGAAGAGAUUUAGCUACUGGGUGUCCCAGUCUAGUGAUCCACAGUGUUCAACUGUCCUUUUCAACCUCUACCUUUGAGUGACCUAAACAGGACUGUUCAGGAUUGUUUAACUGAAGACAGAGUAUAAUCUUGGCGGUCUUUUGAGAUUGUAAUGUAAUGAAAUUGUAUGGUCAGGAGUUAGGUUGAGGUAUGUAACAUUGUUUAUAUAUAUUCACACAAAGGCGGAUGGGCUUUAAGAGUUGGUUUGUAGGCCAAGACUUGGAUCUUACAAGUAGAGAACCACUGGUAUAUUGUUUCUUUUUCUAUGGUUUGUCAUUAUAACUAUUAUUAUUAUUUGUCUGAUGUGCUUCUUCUAUCCAGAAGCUCGCAGACUGAAGCCAUAAUCGGGAUCUUUGUUGUGGGCUUUUGGUGUGGUUGGAUACAGUUGAUAUGAAAAGUCAUUUUUGGAGACUUUGUUUUUCCGUGUAUCAAGCCUUUCUGAAAGUUGUAAGGUUUAUGAAAUAACUCAUUGUAUGAAUAUGCAAAGAUACUCAAGCCUGCUAUUUAAGAACCAGGUAAUGAUAAACUGACUUACGGUUUGCUGAAGGAUUAUCAAACUAUUUAAUCGUUUCAGCUCAUUCCAAUUCUCAGAAGUCAUCGCAUCAUAUUCUGAGCAAAAGGUAACAAACGAACAAGAUUAAUACAAUAAAAGCCAUACUCAGCACUCAACUGUGUUAAGCUAUUUUUGCUGGUUGGUUGUAAACUAGUAUAAAUGAUCUGAAAAUAGUAAAUGGAAGAGACAUCUCAUAUUGAUGUCAAGUUUUUAUAAUGUCACAGGCUGUCAAAACUGCAUAAGUUACAUUUUGGGAUUUGAAAAUUCCCAUCCCUUGAUAUUGAAAUUGUGAAAUCUUGCACUGAAAAAGAAAUGUACAGUGAGAUGCUGUUUUUGCAUCUUGUAACAACUGUAUGAUUGUAGAAUUCUGCAAUAAUUUGUUUUCUAUUUGAUUUUAAAUUAUUUUUAUUUUUUUGAAUAAUGUUUCUUUCUGUAAGAUUAGUUAAAUGUAAAUAAAGGUAACGUAGUGAAACUAUGUAAAAUAAAGGUUUGUAACACCUGCUAAUAAAAAUAAUGAAAUGGGGGGAGGAGGGGGAAGCAUAUGUGAAAAUGAUCAGGGUUGGUACUUUAGUGGACUUGAGUGUCUAUGGAAUGUGGCAGAACUUUUGGUGACGUUGCACUGUAAAUGGCAGCAGUGACAUGAGCUUUUUUUAAUUCUUCCUUGACGCAUCAGCAAAUAAAACUUUGACUUGUAA